AUGUCAGACCAAAACAAAACAAAGAGAAUGGCCACUAAAGGUGCUCUUACACGUUUAACAACAUAUUUUCGAAGUAUAGAAAAUAAUGAAAUUAUCGACCUCGUAGAUUUAGAAAUGCGAUUAUUCAAAGCCGAAGGGCUUUUAGAUGUUUUUAAUGAGGUUCAGAUGCAUAUUGAAACUGAUGAUCCUGACUGCGAGGAAAAUUAUGACACAUUACAUGCCAUUGAAAGGCAGACUUUUGAGGACAGAUAUUUUAAAAUAAUAUCUGACAUCAAAAAACUUAUUUUAUCUAGACGACCUACUGAAACGUCUGAUUCACGUAGUGUCAAUGGUUCAAUAGCAGCUAGGCCUACAAAUACAAGCAACAUUAAGUUACCUCCAUUGAAUCUAGCUACAUUUGAUGGAUCGUUUGAUCAAUUCCUCUUCUUUCGCGACAGUUUUAAUUCUAUUAUUAAUGAUGAUACUUCACUUUCCAAUGUACAAAAGUUUCAUUACUUACGUCUGUCAUUACGUGGCAUAGCUGCCGACACUAUUAAAUCUUUGCAAGUCUGCGAUGCAAACUACGACAUUGCUUGGAGUUUAUUGAUCGAAAGAUUUGAAAAUAAACAGUUACUUGUAAACAAUCACAUUAAAGCUCUCUUUAACCUACCACUAGUCACAAAAGAAUCAAAUCAAGGUCUCAGACAACUUCUAGACAAUACACAAAAACAUUUACGUGCUUUAGAAGUUUUAAAACGCCCCACUAAACACUGGGAUGAUUUGAUUAUUUAUUUGUUAACAACAAAAUUUGAUAACUCAACAAGACGCUCUUGGGAGUCACAAAAUUGUAAAGACAACCUACCAGUUUUAGAUGAUUUACUGAAAUUUUUAAAAGAACGAUGUCGUAUCUUAGAGUCAUUAGAUAACUACAAUGAUAAUAAACAGGAUCAAAAUUCACCACGAUACAAAGGUAAUAAGUCUGAAACAAGAGCCUUUGUUUCUAACACAGAGAAUAGGUUUAAAUGCAACUUUUGUACCAAGGAACAUAAAAUAUAUUAUUGUCCUGACUUCUUAAAACUAAAUCCUACUAAUAGGUUAAACAAUGCAAAACGUCUACGUUUAUGCCUUAAUUGUCUUGGCACAUGCCAUCGUACUAAGGAUUGUCGUUCUACUGGUUGUAGAAAAUGUGGAAAGAUCCAUCACACUCUGUUACACUUCGAGAAUUCACAAUCCUCAAAUUCAGUUUCCACAGAAAACAAUUCUUCUCAAUCUUCAUUACCUUCCAAUGUUCCAAACACUGGGCUGCAGUCAAAUGAAUCUACUUCUACCUCUAACUUCUCUUCAACACAUCAUAUAAGCUCAAGUGUUCACACUGCUAUUAAACCGUAUAUUCUACUCUCAACUGCUGUUGUUAACGUUUUUGACAAGUUCGGCAACUCACAUAAAUGCAGAGUACUCUUGGACAACGGAAGUCAAUCCAACUUUAUAUCUGAGAAAUUUUGUGAUAUUUUACAACUUUCAAAGGAAAAAAUCAACACUUCGAUCUCGGGAAUUAAUCAAUUAACUCACAAUAUUAACUUCCGGACAUCACUAACAUUUAAAUCAGAUAUUAACAAUUUCUCGAAAAAAAUAUCUUGUCUAAUUUUGCCCAACAUAACAAGUAAUUUACCUUACAUACACAUCAAUCGUUCCCAGCUCAAUGUUCCAACAAAAUUACUUCUAGCUGACCAGAAUUUUGAAAAACCUGGUCCAGUAGACCUUCUUAUUGGAGCUGACACUUUCUGGGAUAUUUUAAGCGUUGGACAAAUCAAACUUGGUCCUGGGUUACCGAUCAUUCAAAAAACCACUCUUGCCUAUGCCCUGCUAGAAGCAAAGUUUUGCAAGAAGUGCUCGAAAGUUGGACAUUUUUCUAAGGUAUGUAGGCUUCAGAAGUCCAAUUCAGCAUCAGCUGCCGUUUUAGCUACUACUACAUCUAGUUCGAAUGUUAGAAAUCUUGCUGCUGCCCCUCAAUGCUUAUCUAAAAGUGUUACUAAAAUAAAGGUAAAUGGAAAUACAGCUAAAAGUUUAAUAGACACAGCGCAAUGCACAUCUAACCACCGACUCUGGCCACCCACAGCUGACCCGAUAAGGGAUGAAGAUCAUGAAAAUCCCGGUGCCGAAAGUCAUAGUGGCUCGCCAGAAAAGUGA
Diabrotica virgifera virgifera (western corn rootworm) is the source of this 2166-nucleotide messenger RNA. RefSeq lists its product as uncharacterized. Gene Ontology annotation, molecular function: zinc ion binding; nucleic acid binding. The transcript has 3 exons. The record is from RefSeq and is a predicted model, not a curated record. Lineage: Eukaryota; Metazoa; Arthropoda; Insecta; Coleoptera; Chrysomelidae. Bases 1 to 2166 code for a protein of 721 amino acids.